GGGGCCAGCCCCGCGCAUGCGCAGUCACAGCCGCAGCCAUGGCUCCUAAGCUCCGCGUCUCCGUUGUCUACUGCGGAGCCUGAGGCUACAAACCCAAGUUCCAGGCACUGAAGCAGGAACUGGAGCGGCGCUUCCCGGGAGCGCUGGAAGUGCAGGGGCAGGGCACACCGGAAGUGACCGGAUGGUUCGAGGUGACCGUGGGGGGGCGGCUCGUGCACUCUAAGAAGGCCGGCGACGGCUUCGUGGACUCGGAGGCCAAGCUCCAGCGCAUCCUCAGCUCCAUCAGUGCCCUCCUGCCCCCCAUGUAACCCCGGUAUUCCCAACCCCAUUCCCGGCAUUCCCAAUGCCAUUCCCGACCCCAUUCCCAGUAUUCCCGACCCCAUUCCCACCCCCGCAGCGCUCCAUGACGGGAACAGCCAAAAGUAAUGGGUUGAGCCCCGAUACCCACGCGGCGCCGGUGGGAUCCAUGCCCCAUUCCCAGCCCUUUUCCCUAUGGAUGAUCCCAGUUUUCCCUAUGGAUGAUCCCUGUUUUCCCUAUGGUUGAUCCCUGUUUUCCCUAUGGAUGAUCCUGUUUUCCCUAUGGAUGAUCCCUGUUUUCCCUAUGGAUGAUCCCAUUUUCCCUAUGGAUGAUCCCUGUUUUCCCUGUGGAUGAUCCCAUUGGGAUUUAACCCUCC
This is a messenger RNA of Melopsittacus undulatus (budgerigar), 674 nucleotides long. RefSeq names its product selenoprotein W (gene SELENOW). NCBI's taxonomy places the organism in Eukaryota, Metazoa, Chordata, Aves, Psittaciformes, Psittaculidae. The record is from RefSeq and is a predicted model, not a curated record. Gene Ontology annotation, biological process: response to selenium ion. The transcript is spliced from 5 exons.